CAAUCCGGCAACCACCCCGCAUGGCAGCCGCACACCCUCGCCGCCUGCUGGAAAAGAUUCCUUGCCACCUCGCGCCUCUCACCAUCGAGGACGGCGGGAACGGAGGCGCCGUGCUUGAUUCAGCGUGUGUGUGCGUGAGCACCACCGAUUCGUUGACUUGCAGAAGGCCUGCAGCGCGUGGCGGCACACAUGGCAGGCAGCGCGUGACGCCAACCGCAAGCAACGCUCAGUGGAGGAGCUCCGGCAGGAGGGCAGCGAAAUCCAUACCGGAUCCAAUGUGGGACUCAGUUGGGGUACGAGAUGACGCGCGGAGCUGGGAGAAGACGGGCGCCAACGACGGGUUCGGCGACAGUCAGGGAAGUCAUUCAUUUGUCAUGCCAUGGAAGUAUGGUUUGAAGUUUCUUGUUGUCAAGACUUUUUUUCAACAUCUAUGAGGUGGCAAGCAAAGUUAUGGUAACUGUAGUUCUAUCAGGUAUAAUGUGAAACGUAGGUCCAUCAUCUCAUCAUCCUUUACGCCCUUUCUUUCCCUAAUAUUUUACAGCAAACCAAUGGAUCAGCUAACCAGAGGCUUAGUAUGUGGUAUACUGCAUAAAUAUCUAGCUUGGUAGAAAACAUGGUCAGUAGAGCGUUUUCUAACCAUGCACUAGCAGUGCCCACUCCAUGCUACUGUUAUGUACACAGACGAGAAGUUUGUUUGAGAAAGAGUAUGCUUGCUGCCUUUCAUGUAAUAUCAUAUGUUUCUGUUUCCUAUGAGAAACUGACAGUUCACGUCUCUAACUACUACUGCUUUAUAGUUUUGCACAAAAGCUUUUGUAACCAUGAUGCUGAUAUACCUAUUAUUGGUACUUCAUGUGCUACUACAUUAGUAGGGAGAUUUUUAUCUUCUUCCACAUUAAGUCAAUAUUUAGUAACGGAGUUC
Molecule: messenger RNA, 919 nt
Organism: Aegilops tauschii subsp. strangulata
Lineage: Eukaryota; Viridiplantae; Streptophyta; Magnoliopsida; Poales; Poaceae
Source: RefSeq, a predicted model, not a curated record